AAACUAGCAGGCAGUUGUGUUUUUCUUCAAGUGAAAAUUCCUUUCAUAUGGAUAAAAAUCUCUUAGCAUUACAAGAGAGUAUGCAGUAACUACCUGUUUCAGAUUAUAUCGUUUUUGUCAACAGGAAACUGUGCUGCACUUGCACCUGCCUUCGGUGCAGCCUGAAGUUGUUUGGAUGAUGAGAUUACUCUUUGUCUUUGGUGUAUCUUGUGUGCAUGUAGACUUGUGUACACCUGCCUCAAAGGUAUCAGGGUUUAUCGAAGAUGCACACUGAUUCAUGUCAAGAGAGGGCAUCCAGGCAUAUAUAAACAAAACUAGUGGGAUUUCUUCUGUUUAAAAUCUGAACCGCCUGGGUGAAAUUCUCUGUUGGGUGUUCCUCCACCUGCAUUUAUAUUUAGAUGUGGCUUUUUGGCUCGUUGAGACAGAAUAUUUUGCCGUCUUUUAUCGACAUUGAACUUGAAUUGUUUGGGGCAAUGUCUGCAUUUUUUUUAAAUUAGAAAAGGUAUUAAAAAGGUAUUUAAGUUUUAUGAAUAUAUUUAUUUGCAAUUCAAAUCCCUACAUUGUGUGUCCUCCUGUAUAGAAACCAUCCUGCAACUCCUUAAGACUAAAACUAUACUGCUUCUGAGUCCCUGCAUGGCGUACAGUGGCCUGGAGCUAUCUUUCUACAGUGGAGUGUAUGGGACAUGUAUUGGAGCAACUACACACUUUGGAGAAGCAGCUAAAGGCUUGAUUGGGAUCUCUGGGAUUGUGGUAGGCAUAGGAGAAAUUGUGGGUGGAGGCUUAUUUGGAUUGUUGUUUAAGAACAAUCGCUUCAGACGGACGUCUGUGGUGUUUUUGGGAAUGGUUGUCCAUUUCGUUGCUGUCUAUUUGAUCUUUCUCAACAUGCCUGAUGAUGCCCCUGUCGUCUUUAAUACCACCACCCAAAGUAAACCGUAUCUAACUCCAAGUAUAUCCAUUGCCCUGCUGUGCAGCUUCUUACUUGGACUUGGUGACAGUUGUUUCAACACACAGCUCUACAGCAUAUUAGGCUGUGUUUAUGCUGAACAAAGCACGCCUGCCUUUGCCAUCUUUAAAUUCAUCCAGGUAAUCCCGAGUUGCCAAUUCCCAGGCAUUGUUAGCAGAGCCGAGCAAAGCCGGGUUAAAAUGUUUUCUUGUCAAGUAUGAAAUGAAU
Molecule: messenger RNA, 1171 nt
Organism: Plectropomus leopardus (leopard coralgrouper)
Lineage: Eukaryota; Metazoa; Chordata; Actinopteri; Perciformes; Serranidae
Source: RefSeq, a predicted model, not a curated record